Messenger RNA from Camelus dromedarius (Arabian camel), 2898 nucleotides. It is a transcript of the gene TXNIP, whose product is annotated as thioredoxin interacting protein. Gene Ontology annotation, biological process: protein transport. Gene Ontology annotation, cellular component: cytoplasm. Lineage: Eukaryota; Metazoa; Chordata; Mammalia; Artiodactyla; Camelidae. The transcript has 8 exons. Gene Ontology annotation, molecular function: ubiquitin protein ligase binding. The record is from RefSeq and is a predicted model, not a curated record. Bases 296 to 1471 code for a protein of 391 amino acids.
AGCAGUUUCCGGCUCCCGGCUGAAACUAUUUUUUCAUCUCCUCGGGCGGUGUGUUGUUAGCCUUUCCGCGGAGACCCGGAGCUCUCCUCUGGCUGUUGGAGGCAAGAAACAAAAGAGCGAGCAUAUUUUUCUCUUGAAAUCCCUUGCAUAGCCAGCAGCUUGCGUUUUAUUUUUUGACAUCUUGUUAAAAAUUUAGUAGAGAGUUGGAAGACUGAAAUCUUAAUUUAUUGCGAAGAGUCUUUUGAUUUGGGGUUUUGUUCCCGGUUUCUAACUCUUAAGCCAACCCAGCCCGAUCAUGGUGAUGUUCAAGAAGAUCAAGUCUUUUGAAGUGGUCUUCAACGACCCUGAAAAGGUGUACGGCAGUGGGGAGAAGGUGGCUGGCCGGGUGAUAGUGGAGGUCUGUGAAGUCACUCGAGUCAAAGCUGUCAGGAUCCUGGCUUGCGGAGUGGCCAAAGUCCUCUGGAUGCAGGGAUCCCAGCAGUGCAAACAGACCUUGGACUACCUGCGCUACGAAGACACGCUUCUCCUGGACGACCAGCCAACAGGUGAGAAUGAGAUGGUGAUCAUGAGACCUGGAAACAAAUAUGAAUACAAGUUCGGCUUUGAGCUUCCUGAAGGGCCUCUGGGAACAUCUUUCAAAGGAAAAUAUGGGUGUGUAGACUACUGGGUGAAGGCUUUUCUUGAUCGCCCCAGCCAGCCAACUCAAGAGACAAAGAAAAACUUUGAAGUGAUGGAUCUAGUCGAUGUCAACACCCCCGAUUUAAUGGCACCUGUGUCUGCUAAAAAGGAGAAGAAAGUUUCCUGCAUGUUCAUUCCUGAUGGCCGGGUGUCUGUCUCUGCCCGAAUUGACAGAAAAGGAUUCUGUGAAGGUGAUGAGAUUUCCAUACAUGCUGACUUUGAGAAUACAUGUUCCCGCAUUGUGAUUCCCAAAGCUGCCAUUGUAGCCCGCCACACUUACCUUGCCAAUGGCCAAACCAAGGUGCUGACGCAGAAGUUGUCAUCGGUCAGAGGCAAUCACAUUAUCUCAGGAACCUGUGCAUCAUGGCGUGGCAAGAGCCUUCGGGUGCAGAAGAUCAGGCCUUCUAUCCUGGGCUGCAACAUCCUUCGAGUUGAAUACUCCUUACUGAUCUAUGUUAGCGUCCCUGGCUCCAAGAAAGUCAUUCUUGACCUGCCCCUGGUAAUCGGCGGCAGGUCAGGCCUCAGCAGCCGGACAUCCAGCAUGGCCAGCCGAACCAGCUCUGAGAUGAGUUGGGUAGAUCUGAACAUCCCUGAUACCCCAGAAGCUCCUCCUUGCUAUAUGGAUAUCAUUCCUGAAGAUCACCGAUUGGAGAGCCCCACCACUCCUCUGCUUGAUGACACAGAUGGUUCUCAAGAUAGCCCUAUUUUUAUGUAUGCUCCUGAGUUCAAGUUCAUGCCACCACCUACUUACACUGAGGUGGAUCCCUGCAUCCUGAACAACAAUGUGCAGUGAGCACGUGGAAGAAAAGAAGCAGCUGUACUUACUUGUUUCUUUCCACCUCUCUUCCUGGACACUGACUUUUUUAGGGACUCAACGGUCUCUACAGUGGGGUAGGGGUCCACCCCAGCCUCUGGUUCUCCAGUGUAGGAGGUGAUCAGCGGGCAAUCUCCUGGGCCUUGAAGGGUGCGCACUUGUCCUCGGCCAGCAAGAUGUUGUGAUAUGGGUGGUGGUGUUUUUUUUCCUGGAUGGGCCUAAAGACAUCUAGAAAAAUUCAGGCCCAUUCCAUUUUCUCAGAUCUUUUUAAAAAUUGAGGCAUUUUCAGUAGUUUUGAAUCAGGGGUAGAAAUGGCCUCCUGGCAUCGUCUUCCCAAGGUUUUAUGGAGGGGAUUAUAGGUUGUUACAACAAUAUCAGAUCUUAAAACUGCCAUGUGGAGCAGAGCCAAUUUAGCAAACUAGGAAAAUGAAAAGGAAAAAAGCCAUGGUCAAAACUUUGGGAAAAGGGUGUUCUUAAAGUCAUUGUUCCCCUUUGUACACUUAGAGAAAAAAGAAAAAACCUUCCAUAGCUGAUUUGAUUUAGACUUUGGAGCGAGCUUUCCAUGUGAAUUAAAGGGAAGAAGCUCUAAAGUUGUCUUCGUUUAGGAAGUAUUUUAAUCUGGCUUAAAGCAGAAGUAACUAUGCCCUACCAAAGGUCUUAAAGCCAUUUUUAGAGCCUAUUGCACUGUGUUCUCCUGUUGCAAACAUUUUCAUGUGGGAGAAUGUGUGUUUCUUUUCAUGUGACUCCUUGGAAUUGAUUCUGAGGUGAUGUUCUUAGCACUUUAGUUUGUAUCAAAUUUGGGUGGUGUUUUUUUCCUAUCUCAGAUGUAAGCUAAAACUGGUCUACUAUGUCUCCAGGGGUAAGCACAAUGACAAAAAAAAAGUGUUGUUCAUUACUUUUGAGACUUUGUCCCAGUGUACCGAAUUCUGCAAUUCUGACACUCUAAUUGUAUGAGAAGGGUUGCUGCUAUCAGCCUUGCUCACUGUGACUUCUCCAAACCCAAGGAGGAACUCGAGAUCAGAAUGCCCCAGUACUGUGAUCAGAGCAUCCAGGUGUUGCCAUGAGAAACUAGAGGGCAGAUUUCCACACCAGCCCCCAGGGCUCCCUUCCUGCCCAGUGUUGGGAGACGGGGACGCUGACAGCCUCUCUUCCACUGCAGCCCCUAGCACUCGGCAGUCACCCUCAGCCUUAGCACUUUGUUCGCUGUCCUGUGUCAGAGCACUGAGCUCUACCCUCUUCAGAGAAAGUAUGUGGGCUGAAGCUGGUUUCACUUUUUUUGUUUUUUAAUUGUGUAUCUUUUUGUAUGACAAAGACUAUAUUUUGUACUUAACCAGAUAUAUUUUUCACCCCAGAUGGGAAUAUUCUUUGUAAAAAAAUAAAAUAAAAAUAAUUUUUUAAUGGCAAAA